CAACACACGAAACUGGGAUAAAAUAACCCGAGACGGAACUCUUUCCUACAGUAUUGUUGUUUUCGACGGAGUUAUAUAAACAGUGCACUCCUGAUGGAAUCGACCGAAGUUUUAAACCAGCUGUAAUCUUCGGGGAAGAUGCUUUGUCUGCGAUGGAACCUGUGGCUUCGACCUGCAGAUGCACUUUGUGUUUUCUCUCACCAGAGAGUUCACAAGCUGGCCUCGCUGCAAGACGCCAGAACGUUAUCACCAAAUAAAAUCAAAAGGUUGCUUUACCCCUUCACUGAUGUUGACGCCUACCUGGACAGCUCUGUGGAUAGAUCACAGUUCCAGCUUUUCCACCCCUCUGUGGAGGACAUUGGAUCAGCUGAGAAGCUUUUCUGCUCUUCACCAUCUCAUAAGAUUGAAUACUACAUGUCAGCAGAAAGGAUGGACCACGCACCCACACUGAGACAACCAGAGGUGUGUUUCAUUGGCCGAAGUAAUGUGGGCAAGUCUUCGCUUAUGAAAGCGCUCUUCUCCUUGUGUCCAAAUGUGGAAGUCAGAAUUUCCAAAAAGCCUGGUCAUACAAAAAAGAUGAACUUCUACAAAGUGGGCAAGGCUUUCACCCUUGUGGACAUGCCAGGUUAUGGACACAAAGCACCUCAAGAUUUUGUGGAAAUGGUGGAACCAUAUCUCCACGACAGAAAAAACCUGGUCAGGACUUUUUUAUUGGUUGAUGGCAGUGUUGGUCUUCAGAAGAUUGAUCGUAUUGCCCUCGAGAUGUGUGAGGAGAUGAGAUGUCCAUAUGUGAUGGUGGUGACGAAAAUUGAUAAAUGUGGCCGUGGUCCGUUAAUGACAAAUCUUUUGAAUUUCCAAGAUGUCCUUAAUACUCAGACCACAAGCUGCUACCCUCAACCAUUCCUGGUCAGCUCUCUCCAUUUUUCGGGAAUCUAUCUCCUGAGAUGCUUCAUUGCUCAUGUGACGGGAAAAAUCCAGUUAACAGACACCUCUACAGAUCCGGAUCAUUUAUUUGCAUGAACUGCUCUGAUUGGAUGAUUGAUGACCGGUGACAGACUGAUCAGCGCUGGUAGGCUAUUCAAUGAGACCCGGGAUCUAACAUUCUCCACAUGUGAUAUGACACAACUGUUUCAUCAGAUUUGGUAUCUGAACAUUUAGCUGUUUGGGAAACCUUUUUAGGAUUAAGUGUAUUUUUUCCUCCCUGUACUAUGCGAAGGUUUUUUAAAGCAUGUUUUACAUAUUUUUGGCCUUAAAUUAUGCAUUAUAUGCAGUAGCAGCUGCAUAUAACCAAUCAGAGUGUACUGUUCAGUAUCUUGUCCACUUAUUGGCUCAGCCUUAGGCAGCAUCCAGGCCUGCCUUUUAAUGUAAAGGUGACCAUGUGGCUGUUAUUUCAUGUAUCAUAAUGUUAAAACGGUAUUUAUACGUGUUUUUAAUGCUAAAUUUUUGAACAUUUUAAAUUUAAAAGGAUUACUUCCUACUUUGCAGAAUUUAAUUUUCCACAAUCUAGGCCCGAAACCAAUUAAUAAACAACGGUUCACCGUGUUUGUUAGUGAGUUGCAACAAAACAAUAUCCCUAAAUUUGCAAACACUUUAAUUUUUCUUUUUCUCCAAUGAUAAGUGUUAGUUUACAAGCAGGUUCUUAAAACUUUCUACGCAAAUAGAGGCCAUGAUAAUUAAAUACAUUUUGAAUUUGAUUACAUAUUUGAAAUAUAUGCAAAGACUUGUCAUAUCUUCUGAUAAAUUGUCCAAAGUGGAGAAACACAGCUUUAGGACAUAGUGCCAGCUUCAUACGUUGAAAAAUUCAUUCCAUAUAGUUAUUUGAUUGAUAACUUGAUGUUUAUUAUUAUUAAUGACUAUAAAAAAUGCACAAAUAUUUCCAUGGUGAUAAAACCAAAUUAUCAAAUAUCAAGUGCUGUGUUGUUUUUUUAUGUAUAGAGUGCCAGGUCGUGUGUAAUGGUGUUUACUUUCUGCUACCAUGACAAAUACAUCUAUUUACACUCGCCACACAUAUGUUAAAGAGCAAAUACAAUACAGAAUAUCAAAUUUGAUUAACAAAUUGCAUCAGUCAGUGUCAUGUAAAAUAGUAAAUUCACUAUUGAUGAUCGAUUAAACAAUAAAAAACUAAAAUAAUUAGGUAAGUCAGAUGUUGUUCUUGAUAAAACUUGGUUUACCGCCAUUGAAUGAAGGAUGAAAAUUAAAAAAGGUUCUUGGUGCGUCACUUCACCAUGCUUUUUUUCUGCCUUGUCUUCAAAACGUAUUGUACUUAGCUCACAUUCUCACAUCUGGCGUGUUUUUAAUGGAUCACAUACUUAAUAAAGCACUAUCAAUCUACUUUGCGUUAAAAGCAUUGUAUACGCCCUUGUUGUGCGCAGGUAAGCCUUAUAGAUGACACCUUAGAAGUGUAUGUGACAUGGCACAGGUACCACGUGUUUAUCACCGAUGAACCCUUCAAAUACAGUACGUCUGACAGGCUGUCGUAGUCUUUUGAGGACAGAGGGUUCACACAGUGCAUUGCUGUAUUAAAAUCAUAAAAAGUAAAUUUUAUAUGUGGUUCUUACACGUGCAUACAACGUGUAGUCUCUUUGGAGUAAAACAAGCCGCCACCCUUGAACCCAUAAAAAGCUCCAGCCAUUUGUACUUAAAAAAGAUAAUAAUUAUGUUUUUUCUGUAAAAUACUACUUAUUGAUGUGAAAAAUAUGUGAUGUUUCAUUUUACAUUUUUCAUAAUAAAUGUAUUCAUUUUUUGAAAA
Molecule: messenger RNA, 2749 nt
Organism: Nerophis ophidion (straightnose pipefish)
Lineage: Eukaryota; Metazoa; Chordata; Actinopteri; Syngnathiformes; Syngnathidae
Gene: gtpbp8
Product: GTP binding protein 8 (putative)
Exons: 9
Coding region: 139-1020 (293 amino acids)
Cellular component (GO): mitochondrion
Molecular function (GO): GTP binding
Source: RefSeq, a predicted model, not a curated record